GGAGCGCACGACGUGCGCGCGCCCUCGCCUUCGUCCAGCGCUGCCGCCUCCUUCUUCUGCCGCUCCUGGUGCUGCUUGUGUGCUCGUUCGGUGCGGACCUGGUGCCUCUUUUGUGAAGCGGCAGCUGAGGAGACUCCGGCGCUCGCCAUGGCCGACGAAAAGCCCAAGGAAGGAGUCAAGACUGAGAACAACGAUCAUAUUAAUUUGAAGGUGGCGGGGCAGGAUGGUUCUGUGGUGCAGUUUAAGAUUAAGAGGCAUACACCACUUAGUAAACUAAUGAAAGCCUAUUGUGAACGACAGGGUUUGUCAAUGAGGCAGAUCAGAUUCCGAUUUGACGGGCAGCCAAUCAAUGAAUCAGACACACCUGCACAGUUGGAAAUGGAGGACGAAGAUACGAUUGAUGUGUUCCAGCAGCAGACGGGCGGUGUCUACUGAAAAGGGAACCCGCUGCUUUACUCCAGAACUCUGUCCUUACAGACCAAGAACACAUUCUCAACCUGAAAACUGCGAUUGGUUCCAUCACAUCCUGACUACUGCAGCAUAGUUUUCUCUACUCUUUCAUUUCCCCUUCCCCAUUCCUUUAUUGUACAUAAAGUAACUGGUGUAUGUGCACAAGCAUAUUGCAUUUUUUCUUUUCUUUCUCUCCUUUUUUUUUUUUUUUUUAAACUAAAUGGCCAAUGGUAUGUUUUGAUUGA
Messenger RNA from Lepus europaeus (European hare), 695 nucleotides. RefSeq names its product small ubiquitin like modifier 2 (gene SUMO2). The transcript has 4 exons. Gene Ontology annotation, cellular component: nucleus. Gene Ontology annotation, biological process: protein sumoylation. Gene Ontology annotation, molecular function: ubiquitin-like protein ligase binding; protein tag activity. Lineage: Eukaryota; Metazoa; Chordata; Mammalia; Lagomorpha; Leporidae. The record is from RefSeq and is a predicted model, not a curated record. The coding region runs from base 148 to 435 and encodes 95 amino acids.